Sus scrofa (pig) is the source of this 1449-nucleotide messenger RNA. It is a transcript of the gene ARG2, whose product is annotated as arginase 2. NCBI's taxonomy places the organism in Eukaryota, Metazoa, Chordata, Mammalia, Artiodactyla, Suidae. Gene Ontology annotation, molecular function: arginase activity; manganese ion binding. The record is from RefSeq and is a predicted model, not a curated record. Gene Ontology annotation, cellular component: cytoplasm; mitochondrion.
GGGGCGGGGCGGCGAGCGAGCGAGCCUCUAGGUAACCGCGGCGGGCUGCGGCUCUCACUUAAUGCGCGGAGCCGCACGCCGCUCGUCAUCCUUCUUUACGUCCUGCCCUUCGUAUCAUGUCCCUGAGGAGCAGCCUCUCGCGUCUCCUCCGGACGCAAGUGCAUUCCGCCCCGAAGAAGUCCGUCCACUCCGUGGCUGUCAUUGGAGCCCCAUUCUCACGGGGGCAGAAAAGAAAAGGAGUGGAAUAUGGUCCAGCUGCUGUAAGGGAAGCUGGCUUGAUGAAAAGGCUCUCUGAUUUGGGCUGCCACCUUAAAGACUUCGGAGAUUUGAGUUUUACUCCAGUUCCCAAAGAUGAUCUCUACAACAACCUGAUAGUGAAUCCUCGCUCAGUGGGCCUCGCCAACCAGGAACUAGCAGAGGUCGUCAGUAGAGCGGUGUCAGGUGGCUAUAGCUGUGUCACGGUGGGAGGAGACCACAGCCUGGCAAUUGGUACCAUUAGUGGCCACGCCCGGCACUGCCCAGACCUUUGUGUGAUCUGGGUUGAUGCCCAUGCUGACAUCAAUACACCCCUCACCACUUCAUCUGGAAAUCUCCAUGGACAACCAGUUUCAUUUCUCCUCAGAGAACUACAGGACAAGGUACCACAACUCCCAGGAUUUUCCUGGAUCAAGCCUUGUAUCUCUUCCCCAAGUAUUGUGUAUAUUGGACUAAGAGACGUGGACCCUCCUGAACAUUUUAUUUUAAAGAAUUACGAUAUCCAGUAUUUCUCUAUGAGAGACAUAGAUCGACUUGGUAUCCAGAAGGUCAUGGAACAGACGUUUGAUCUGCUGAUUGGCAAAAGACAAAGGCCAAUCCAUCUGAGUUUUGAUAUUGAUGCAUUUGACCCUACCCUGGCUCCAGCCACAGGAACUCCUGUUGUAGGGGGACUAACCUAUCGAGAAGGCAUGUAUAUUACUGAGGAAAUACACAAUACAGGGUUGCUCUCAGCAUUGGAUCUUGUUGAAGUCAAUCCUCGGCUGGCCGCUUCAGAGGAAGAGGCCAAGGCUACGGCCAGCCUGGCAGUGGAUGUGAUUGCUUCAAGUUUUGGGCAGACAAGGGAGGGAGGGCACAUUGUCUAUGACCACCUUCCUACUCCCAGUUCACCAGAGGAAUCGGACAGUGAAGAACGUGUACGGAUUUAGGAAACACUGGCUGCUGACACAAUGAGCCUCCUCGAGUUGGGAGGCAUGUGAGGUGACAGACCCUAAAUGUUCGUCUGGGUCAGUACUGCCUUAAUGAGAACAUUUGUGCAUUCUCACAACUGCAAAGUUUCCUUCCCCUUCACUUUGGUGACUGAUAAUACUGCUGUAAAUGUAUUUGGGGUUUUUUUUGAAGCUCACAGAGUAUUAAUAUGGGGGAGUACUCUGUAAAAACGUAAAGAAGUCAUAAACAGCAUUUAUUACCUUGGUA